Molecule: messenger RNA, 1130 nt
Organism: Anolis sagrei ordinatus
Lineage: Eukaryota; Metazoa; Chordata; Lepidosauria; Squamata; Anolidae
Source: RefSeq, a predicted model, not a curated record
UGUGGCAUUUCACAGGCGUUGAUCCAAUGCUGGGAGAGCAAGAUAGCUUGUCUGUUUGUGACGCAGGAGAAAUGGCAUCACCACAACAGUUUCAGGUGACAUUUGAGGAUGUGUCUGUCCAUUUCAGUGAGGAGGAGUGGGCUCUCCUGGAUCCGGAUCAACGGACCCUGCACUGGGAGGUCAUGGAGGAGAACUAUAAGAUGGUGGCCUCUCUUGCUGGUGAUGGAGAGGAGAGUGAAAACGGAGGCGACCUGUGUACAGUGUGGCUGCAAACCCUGAGAUGUGACGAGGAGGAAGAGCAAAGCGUGAUAGUGGAAGCAGACCUCAAUGGAAGGAGCCAAUGGCUCGCCGAUCCCUGGGAAAUCACGGUCCAAGAGAUCACAGAUCAAACGAGGGAGAUUGAGAACUGCCUCUUCUACGAGGAAGACUUUUUCCACCAGGAAUCCUACCUGAACGGCGAUACCACAAGCCGCAUCGAGACAGGGCCACCUAAAUACCAGCAAUUGGGAGAUAGCUUUGGAUACAGUCUACACCUUACAAACUUUGACAACUCCGAUAUGGUGGAGGAGCCGUAUAAAUGCCUGGAGUGCGGGAAAGUCUUCCAUUAUAGUGGAAACCUCACUAGACACAGAAGAAUACACAUGGUGGACAAGCCAUUCAAGUGCCUCUUGUGUGGGAAAGGCUUUGCCGAAAAGAGGAAUCUGAUUGGGCACGAAAUGAACCACAGAGGAGACAGGCCUUACAAGUGCCCCGAGUGCGGGAAGGGCUUUGGCUACAAAGCCAACCUCAAGAGACACCAGAUUUUCCAUCGGGAAGAGAAGUCCUACACCUGCCAGGAGUGCGGGAAAUGCUUCCAUCAGAAAACAGACCUCACCAGGCACGAAAAAAUCCACACGGGAGAGAAGCCAUUUAAGUGCCUGGAGUGCGGAAGAGCUUUUGCUCAAAAGAGGAGCCUCAUAGGGCACGAAAUGAACCACAGGGGAGAGAAGCCCUACAAGUGCCUGGAGUGUGGAAUGAGCUUCAGCCAGAAACCACACCUCAAGAGGCACCAGACUCUUCACACACUGAAGAAAACACACGUGGACAGGAAGCUGCUCUAACUGUUGCAUGGACCCCUUCCUGCCUAGUCU